AUGGAGGGAAGACGUCAAGCUUAUGGGAUCUACUUUGUGUUUUACCAGAAGCCCAAGAUCUACCAGCUGGAGACAGGUGCAAAGAUCAUACAUGUAGAAUUAAAGACCAGGGAGAGGAGCGAAAGCGCCAGACCUGCGCCUGGGAUUACCUUGGCCUCUCCAACAGUGCAGCCGGAGAAGACGAAGCGGAGGCGAAACUCCGGGGUGGGCAGGGAAGAGGCGAAGAAGAGAGCUAGAAGAGACGCAGCGCUCACUCCACACCAACCCUUCAUGCCUUCCCAGCCCGGCGUCUCCACUUCUCGAGCUGCGCUGCCCGAAAGCCCGGAGGCAAUCCCGCCGCAAGCUCCGCGGGCGUCAAUGACUUGGGGCCGACGCUGCCUCUGCGGCUCGCCUCGGACUCAUGAGCUGGGAAAUCCCGCGCAGGGUUCUUCUGAAGCGUCUCCACAGGCAACUGUGCUCCGAGUGCCCGGAACUGGGAAGGCGACACCAAAUGACUCCACCGUGAAGCGCCUCCUCCUAGGAGAGCGCCUUGGGUUCCGCGCUGCUUUUCGGGCGAAUUAUUUCUCGCGGGGUGCCUCGCGUCUUCCGCGCACGGCCUUGCACAAGUGCGCGCCUCCACGCACUCAUCCCCGUUCUUUCCCGAGCCAGGGCAAAAGCGAAGAGGAGCGGCGGCCCGACGGGGGCCGCCAGGCUUUGCCGCCGCCCCCUCGCGGUGCCAUGUGGAGGGGGCGCUGUUCUCGGCGGCGGGCGGCGCUAGGCGGCCGGCCUUGGCUGCUGUGGCCGUUCCUGCUGCUGGGGCUGGCGGCGCAGCGGGCGCGAGGCAGCGGCGAGUAUUGCCACGGCUGGCAGGACGGGGCGUCUUGGCGAGACGGUUUCCAGUGUCCGGAGCACUUCGACGACAGCGACGCCACCAUUUGCUGCGGCACCUGCGCCCUUCGCUAUUGCUGCUCCCGCCCGGAGGCUCGCCUGGACCAGGGCGUCUGCGACAACGACAGGCAGCAGGGGGGAGCCGAGCACGGCCGGCCCGACAAGGACCUCCCCGACGGCGCAGCAGUGCCGAUUUACGUGCCGUUCCUUAUCGUUGGGUCUGUUUUUGUUGCAUUCAUCAUCUUGGGAUCUCUAGUAGCAGCUUGCUGCUGCCGGUGUCUGCGACCCAAGCAAGAGCCACAGCAGAGCCGGGCUCCCGGAGGUAACCGGAUAAUGGAGACUAUUCCCAUGAUUCCAAGUGCCAGCAGCACCUCCCGGGGCUCCUCCUCGCGCCAGUCAAGCACUGCUGCCAGCUCUAGUUCGAGUGCCAACUCAGGGGCCAGGCCCCCCCCGACCAGGUCACAAACCAACUGCUGCUUACCGGAAGGGACCAUGAACAAUGUCUAUGUCAACAUGCCUACGAAUUUCUCAGUACUGAACUGCCAGCAGGCAACGCAGAUCGUGCCUCACCAAGGCCAAUAUUUGCACCCACAGUACGUGGGAUAUGCCGUGCCACAUGACCCUAUGCCCAUGGCCCCUGUGCCACCUUUCCUGGAUGGUCUGCAAAGUGGAUACCGGCCCAUUCAGUCUCCGUAUCCCCACAGCAAUAGUGAACAGAAGAUGUACCCAGCAGUGACUGUGUAG
Messenger RNA from Elgaria multicarinata webbii, 1611 nucleotides. RefSeq names its product shisa family member 2 (gene SHISA2). The transcript has 5 exons. NCBI's taxonomy places the organism in Eukaryota, Metazoa, Chordata, Lepidosauria, Squamata, Anguidae. The record is from RefSeq and is a predicted model, not a curated record. The coding region runs from base 1 to 1611 and encodes 536 amino acids.